Messenger RNA from Manis pentadactyla (Chinese pangolin), 1270 nucleotides. Its product is annotated as olfactory receptor 6C65-like. The record is from RefSeq and is a predicted model, not a curated record. Gene Ontology annotation, molecular function: G protein-coupled receptor activity; olfactory receptor activity. The coding region runs from base 272 to 1270 and encodes 332 amino acids. The transcript has a single exon. NCBI's taxonomy places the organism in Eukaryota, Metazoa, Chordata, Mammalia, Pholidota, Manidae. Gene Ontology annotation, cellular component: membrane. Gene Ontology annotation, biological process: G protein-coupled receptor signaling pathway.
UUGCACAGUGAAAUAAGUUAAGUAUUUACAUUGUUAUCCUUUAUGACUUUAAAAUGACUUUCUGCAUGUUAAAAAAUUAAUCAAAAAUAUAAAGAAAGGAAUUAUCAAAGCUGAGAUUUAAAUUUAUGUUUUUAAAGUAAUAAGACAUGGACUCAUUUUUCCCUACUAAACACUGAGUUUCAAUUCUGAUGGAUAACUAUUUUGUCACUUGUUAAUGCAUGUUUUAUUGUUGUCUGUGCAGAAUAAGAGCACUACAAUUGUAUUUUAAAUCAUGUCAUGGGUUGACAUCCACUCUUAUUUUUAUCUACAGACCUGCAGAAUUAAGGGUUUAGCUAUGCUGAAUAAGACAUCAAUUAAAGAAUUCAUUCUUCUGGGACUUACGGAUGACCCAGAGGUACAGGCUGUGAUAUUCUUCUUUAUGUUGUUCAUGUACUUACUGAGUGUAGGUGGAAACCUGACCAUCAUCCUGUUAACACUAUCAAAUGUUUGUUUCAAGACUCCCAUGUAUUUCUUCCUUAGGAAUUUCUCUUUCUUAGAAAUUUCAUUCACAACAGUCUGUAUUCCUAGAUUUCUGAUCAGCAUUGCUACGGGAGACACAACCAUUUCCUACAAUGCUUGCAUGACACAGAUAUUUUUUUUAAUCCUCCUGGGGGCUACAGAGUUUUUCCUUCUGGCUGUAAUGUCCUAUGACCGCUAUGUGGCUAUCUGCAAACCUCUACAUUACAUAACUGUCAUGAGUGACAGAGUCUGCAACCGGCUUGUAAUCAGCUCCUGGCUAGCUGGUUUCCUCGUUAUCUUCCCCCCAGUGAUUAUGGGACUCCAACUGGAUUUCUGUGACUGUAACAUUAUUGACCACUUCACUUGUGACUCUUCUCCUGUGCUGCUGAUUGCUUGCACAGACACAAAUUUUCUAGAGUUUAUGGCAUUUCUCUUAGCAGUAUUCACACUCAUGGUAACUUUGGCCUUGGUGAUUCUCUCUUACACACUCAUCCUGAGAACAAUUAUGAAGAUCCCCUCAGCCCAGCAAAGGAAAAAGGCUUUUUCUACUUGUUCCUCCCACAUGAUUGUGGUUUCCAUUUCUUAUGGCAGUUGCAUUUUCAUGUAUGUAAAGACAUCUGCACAGGAAGGUGUGGCUUUGAGCAAAGGUGUGGCGGUACUUAACACCUCUGUGGCUCCCAUGCUGAAUCCCUUUAUUUACACCUUAAGAAACCAGCAGGUGAAACAAGCCCUUAAAGAAUUCACCAAAGGAAUGUUCCCAAAGAAGUAUUAA